This is a messenger RNA of Aspergillus melleus, 1113 nucleotides long. It is a transcript of the gene OMA1, whose product is annotated as M48 family metallopeptidase. Bases 1 to 1113 code for a protein of 370 amino acids. The transcript has 9 exons. Gene Ontology annotation, biological process: protein quality control for misfolded or incompletely synthesized proteins; mitochondrial protein processing. The record is from RefSeq and is a predicted model, not a curated record. Lineage: Eukaryota; Fungi; Ascomycota; Eurotiomycetes; Eurotiales; Aspergillaceae. Gene Ontology annotation, molecular function: metalloendopeptidase activity. Gene Ontology annotation, cellular component: mitochondrial inner membrane.
AUGUUUCGCUCACGGGUAACUCAGAUUCUCUUCAGUGGCUUUGCGCCAGCUACAGCCCCGAAACCCUUCCUCCGAGCCCAGCGCAUCCCGUCCGUCCCAUCUCCGCAGAUAACCACGCGAUCAGCCCGCUUCUCCAAUUCCUCGCGAUCGUGGACAACGCAGUCUCGAUCGCCCUUUCGGCCCUUCCGUUCCCAGCCCUUCUCUACUUCCGGUCGCCGGUCUUUCAACAAUGGACAAAACUACAAGCGGUUCAACAACGCGCCGCCGCUCAUCCAGUUGCUGAGUCGCCUCCAGCCGCAUCACUAUAUGAUGAUUGGACUUGGCGGAGGCCUUUUCUAUGUAUACAACAUAGAGACAGUGGAGAUGAGCGGUCGCAAACGGUUCAACUGCAUCUCCGCCAGUCGGGAGCUCAAAGUGGGCAAGAAAGAAUAUCAGGAACUCAUGGCGGAACUGCAGGGUCGCAUCCUCCCAGAAAACCAUCCUUUGAGCAUCAACGUGACCCGUGUCCUUGAACGAUUGAUCCCCGCCGCGCCGAUUGAAAACGCCGAGUGGAAGGUCCAUGUCAUCAACGACCCUAACCAGGCGAACGCUUUCGUGCUCCCUGGUGGCAAGGUAUUCGUCUUCACGGGUAUGCUGCCCAUUUGUCAAGAUGAAGAUGGACUGGCAGCCGUGCUGGGGCACGAGAUUGCCCAUGUUGUCGCGCAUCAUCCGGCCGAGCGCAUGAGUAACAACGGCAUCUCGCUCGUGCUGGCAUUCGUCACCUCAUUCCUGUUCGAUAUUUCCGGUCAGCUUUCGUCGUUGCUUCUGAGUCUUGCGUAUGGCUUGCCGAACUCUCGCUCCCAGGAAUCUGAGGCAGACGAGAUUGGUCUAAUGAUCAUGUCGAAGGCUUGUUUCAACCCCGAAGCCGCCGUUAAACUUUGGGACCGCAUGAAUCAAACGGCAGAAAGCCAGCCCCCUCAGUUCCUGUCCACUCAUCCGUCGAAUUCCGACCGCAUGGAAAGCCUUCGCAUGAGUAUGUAUAAAGCCGAAUCCAUCUAUGAAGAUAGCGGAUGCCAUGUGCUUGGAAGCUUCGUCCCCGAUUUCGAACGGGCUUCCAGUAACUAUCGGUGGUAG